Messenger RNA from Puntigrus tetrazona (Sumatra barb), 2371 nucleotides. It is a transcript of the gene traf3ip2l, whose product is annotated as TRAF3 interacting protein 2-like. The transcript has 10 exons. Gene Ontology annotation, biological process: humoral immune response; positive regulation of canonical NF-kappaB signal transduction. The coding region runs from base 204 to 1532 and encodes 442 amino acids. NCBI's taxonomy places the organism in Eukaryota, Metazoa, Chordata, Actinopteri, Cypriniformes, Cyprinidae. The record is from RefSeq and is a predicted model, not a curated record.
UGUGGUGUGAAUACGCAGGUGUUGAGAAACUUCCAAACAGUGUGUUCUUCGACUGCUACGGCUCGCGUGCUCUAUAUAAUGCCCAGCGACUCCGUACACGGAUAUUAGAGGAAUCGAAAUGAAAUAAUUCACGCGAGUAAAUCUGAUCAGAUCGCUGAUUGGAGAUAUGGAAUGGCUGCAGCUCUUUUGUUUUAGGCACAAGAAUGACGCCUUCUUCACGGUGCUUGCAAUAUAGGUGUAUUUCUCCAUUUGGCCAGUACAGUUUACAAUCCCUUAACUUUCCAGAAGAGAACGACGAAGCUAUGGAGAAAGUCGCUACUGAGAACUCCAUCUGUGACUCAGACUCCACCGAUCCCCAACUCUCUCAUGCCGACUGUUUCAUGUCUGGAAAUGAGUCUUCUCUGAGCGCACAGGCUGACUACAAGGAUGUCUGCAGAGACAGAAAGACCAACUACAGAUCCGCACAGACCAGCUACAGCCCUUACCAGCCCCCGCUAGGUCUACCUUCUGGCUACAAUCCCCAGACGCCCUUUCCCAGUCAGACGGAAGCGUGUCUGAGCACCCUAGAGCCGCACCACAGAGACCUGCUCCACUCGAGCUCUGUAUGCAGCAGUUCGGUGAAAUAUCCCAGUUGCAACCUCCCCUCUUAUUUGGUGUCUGGAAAUUACUGCAGUUAUCCUGCCGAUUCCUGCUACUCUUGCUCUCCAGACGGGCACAGUCUGGGAGAGGGAAGUCUGGAACGGCCGCGUUCACUGCGCUCUAUCCCAACUGCGUUCGCACCUCACAGCUACGGCAUGCCUCCCCACCCCUGCGGCUCCCGAGGGCCGCCCUGCUGUAGUCAAUACCCUUUGGAUGUGUAUCAAAUGGAUCAGGGCUCUCAUUACAGGCCAAAUUACCACAUGCCCUGUUGGCCUUCACGCCCUGAAAACAGCAGACAAUCAGCUUCGGAGUUCACCUACAGUGGCCACACCUCUCCUCACCCGCGCGCUAAGCUAACCCCGAGCACAGCUCCUCUAUGCCUGGAGCAGAGGAAGGUGUUUGUUACUUAUGAAGCAGACAGUGAAAAACAUGUCAAAGAGAUCAUCAACUUUGUCGCCCUAUUGAGACACAACGGUUUCUACACUCACAUUGACAUGUUUGAACAACAGUUCAAGAGCAUAAGUAAAAUCGACUUCAUGGAGAGAUACAUCAGCGAAAAAGACUAUCUGAUAAUCAUAGUCAUUAGUCCGAAGUACCACGAGAUUGUGACCAAUGCCUCGUUUUUCAUGGAAAAUGAUGAAACGCUCAACACUGUCUACAUACACAAGCAGUUACAGAACGAGUUCAUUCAGAACGGUGCCAGGAAUUACAGAUUCAUCCCCAUCUUGUUUCCUGGUGCUAAGAAGUGCCACGUACCUUCAUGGCUUCAAAGCACACAAAUCUUCACCUGGCCCAGAGACCGUGAUGACAUUCUUCGUCGUCUCAUGCGUGUUGAGAAGUACAAUCCUCCACCCAUAGGAGAGCUGCCCACCAUUGUCUCCAUCCCCAUUUAGUUGGUUAGGUUUGUUUCUGUAUGUAGACCCGUGAUAUGUCAGUUAUAAACAAGCCUGGUAUCCUUUUUAAAUUUGUUUACUCCUCUAAACUACUAGAUGAGUUUUUAGUAUGUUAAAAUCCCUAAAGCUACUGCUAUAUGAUGUAAUCUCUGUAGAAAACACAUGUCAUAAUUAAUAUUUCACUACUCAUCAAUGAUAAAUAAGUCAGAUUGUGUCACGGCUGAAGAAGAACUGCAAAUAUGCAAUACAUAUGUAUCAAGUUCAUGAGUUACUUCAUGUUUUUUUGGAAGAUGGGUCACUGUUUUUCUUUAUUUUGUAGUAAGUUACCAAUUACAAUAAUGGGUUCGGUGGUUAUAUUCAAAACUUCAAAAAAUCUGCUUUCUGUUGGUCAUUGACACAAAUCCACAAGACCAACUUGAAGUCAUUGUGAAUUCUGCAUGGGGAAAUCUUUCUCUCCAUGCCAAGUUCUUGAUCUUGUGGAUUUCUAUUGAAAUCAGUUUGAAUGAAGUACGUUAAAUGGGACCACACCUGUGGACUUCACUCAUUAUAGUAGACCAGUAAUCUUCAAAGAGACAAACCUUUUUCACCAUGCUUCUUUGCUGUUGUGCGAACCUGAAAUAAUCCGGUACUACAAUGGCUUCACACUCUGUACAGAGUUUAUUAUAACAAACCACUUGUACAUUGUGCCUUAGAAUUUCCCUUUGAGUCAUUCGAAUUGUGCCAGCAGAAAGAAAAAAACAUUUAUGUUGUCAGUGCCAUAUGGAGAUUUCAUGGUCAUUCCUGUUCUUAGAUGAUCGUAGUCUGUAUUUAAGCCUUUUAAUUAAAAAAAAUAAUCCGGA